Messenger RNA from Suillus discolor, 1476 nucleotides. RefSeq lists its product as uncharacterized. The transcript is spliced from 10 exons. The record is from RefSeq and is a predicted model, not a curated record. NCBI's taxonomy places the organism in Eukaryota, Fungi, Basidiomycota, Agaricomycetes, Boletales, Suillaceae. The coding region runs from base 1 to 1476 and encodes 491 amino acids.
AUGCAUGUCGGACCACGAGAAGGCAGUGCAGACGUUCAACACCCUGCAGAAAAUGGAACUGAAGAAGAAUAUGAAGAAUAUGAAGAUGACAAUGACAAUGAAGAACGUGAAGAUGAUGUUGCCACGGGUGGACUCACUCUCGAGCAGCGCUUCAGUGUCAGCAAUGAGUUGUUAAACCACUUUGUAUUUCAUAAGUCUGAAGGAGGAUAUCAUGCAACCACAAGCACUACAACCUGUCAAGGCAUUACAUGCUAUGUGUACAAUGAGAUGAUGCCUUUGGUGUUGCCCUUGAAUGUACUUUGUUUCUGCCUUGGAACUCUUGCAGGCACAAGUGACACCUUGUCCUUCGUUGGGUACGUUGCGAUCGGGCUGGAGCCCAUAGUGUAUGGAUUGUAUGUACAUCAUCGUAUCAAACUCACUGCCUAUAUGGAAACUGGACGUGUUCACACUGCUUCACUUGAAGCAGAAGGCACUGAGGUUCCGGUCUACAUUCUAGAGAAUGGUCUUCCCACCGCAAUCUUAGAUUUGCCUGCCAUGUGGACUAGGCAGGGCCACGACAGGAAAAUACAUGUCGUUUAUGAUGGCUGGGUUGAUUUAGCUAAUUAUCGUACCAUCAUUCAUUGGGCCGACUAUCCGUCAGGGUACAACAUGCCUGUCUUCCAAUUUUCUGGUCACUGUGACAUGUCUGAUGUCUUUUCAUCUGCAUCGGCAAACAAUGCUUCAAUCUUCAGUUCUUGGAUGAUGUCCAAUGCCCAUGUGACAUCGGAAGGCGAUUAUGGAGGACCUUAUUCCACUCAUUCUGAUUCUCACCACAAGUCUGAGUCCGCGCCUGUGUCUGAUAUCCCCAUCGCCACUGCUCAAUCCACAGAUGCUGACCACUUGACGGGAGUAAUGCAAAAAUACUCAAAGUGGAGGCUGGUCUUGUCCUAUCUGUGGCUUUUGAUGAGAUUGGCAAUUUGUAGAGGCGAAACCGGGAACCCUCAUUUUAUCACCACGGCUCCAAUUGAGUUUCCCGCUAGCGAUGGUAGGAUUCUAAGUGAGAAUGAGAUCCUCGUGAUGCAAAACGGAUUGGUUUGGAUCUUCCGCACCAGGUGUAUCAAGUCUAUCCUAUGGCACAAUGUGUUUAGGGUGACCAUAUCGGCCGCUGCUACCGUUUCCAUAACCCCUGGCAUACCAAUGAUCUUGGCUGAUCUUGAGCCUGAAGUGUUUAGGCAUACUUCUGUCCUACCUAUGGAAACUCUAGCUUUCAUACAGUCUCUUUGUUACGUGUCCCUCUUUCGAAAGCUAGAGAGCAUUGUGGCCCAAAUUCCCGGUGCUACCUUUGAUCGACCAUUCUAUCCACCUGCAAGCAUGAUUUAUGACAAGGCCAUUGAGACACUCAACAUAAUCUUGCCACUGGAUUCAGACCCAGGACACCCCACGUUUAUGACCUGCAUGGCCUCAUUGUGUGAUCUCGCGUUAGUUUUGAUAUUUUGA